Musa acuminata AAA Group (dessert banana) is the source of this 1138-nucleotide messenger RNA. RefSeq names its product granule-bound starch synthase 2, chloroplastic/amyloplastic-like. Gene Ontology annotation, molecular function: alpha-1,4-glucan glucosyltransferase (UDP-glucose donor) activity. The transcript has a single exon. The coding region runs from base 1 to 906 and encodes 301 amino acids. The record is from RefSeq and is a predicted model, not a curated record. Lineage: Eukaryota; Viridiplantae; Streptophyta; Magnoliopsida; Zingiberales; Musaceae.
AUGGACCUCUUCAAGCUGUAUGAGCCGAUGGGAGGUGACCACUUCAACAUCUUCGCGGCCGGCCUCAAGACUGCUGACCGCGUGAUCACCGUCAGCCGUGGCUACGCAUGGGAGCUCACAACAUCCGAAGGUGGGUGGGGACUCCAUGAGAUCAUAAACGAGAACAACUGGAAGUUCCAAGGCAUCGUCAACGGGAUCGACACAGUGGACUGGAACCCUGAGCUGGAUCUUCACCUGCAAUCCGAUGGCUACAGAAACUAUUCCAUUGAGACUCUGCAAGCCGGGAAACCACAGUGCAAGGCGGCGCUGCAGAAGGAGCUCGGCCUCCCUGUCCGCGAGGACGUCCCCCUCAUCGGAUUCAUCGGCCGGCUGGAUCACCAGAAGGGCGUCGACCUCAUUGCGGGUGCGAUGCCUUGGAUCGUCGGGCAGGACGCGCAGCUGGUGAUGCUGGGCACCGGACGGGCCGACCUGGAGGAGAUGCUGCGCAAGUUCGACAGGGAGCACCACAACAAGGUGAGGGCGUGGGUGGGGUUCUCGGUGAAGAUGGCGCACAGGAUCACCGCAGGGGCGGACGUCCUGCUCAUGCCAUCGCGGUUCGAGCCCUGCGGGCUGAACCAGCUGUACGCCAUGAAGUACGGCACGGUCCCGGUGGUGCACGCCGUCGGCGGGCUUCGUGACACGGUGAUCCCAUUCGAUCCCUUCAGGGAGAGCGGGUUCGGGUGGACGUUCGACCGGGCGGAGGCCAACAAGCUGAUCAAUGCGCUGGGGAACUGCCUCAACACCUACAGGAACCAGAAGGAGAAUUGGAAGGGCCUGCAGACGCGAGGGAUGGCACAGGACCUGAGCUGGGACAACGCCGCCAAACAUUACGAGGAAGUCCUCGUCUCAGCUAAGUAUCAGUGGUGAUCUUUGAGAACAUGAACGAACAGUAUCUAUCUCAGCUAUCUGAUGAUCCAAUCCGGAUCUCUCUUCACCGAACCUGCAAAGAUUCGCCGAACAUGGAACGUCUAUAAGUAUUGUGUGCGUCCGUUUGAUUGAUGACAUCAACAUUUUGACACGUCUCUCUCUCUCUAUCUCUUCCUCGCUGUCGAGGACAGCCCAGUUUUGUUGGAUUCUGUGAUUAGCCACCGCGUCGACA